UUCCAUUAUCCCGAUCCUUGCUUGUUAUUUCGAUCAUGCUAUUUUCGUCAUGAGAUCAAGUGCAUCCAUCCGCAGAUUCUGCCUGCCAGCCGGCCCCUGCACUUCUGAUGCGUACGUAGGUCUGCGCAGAGCUCAGCGAUGGCCGCCCAUCUCCAUGCCAUCAUGCGCGCCACGCUCAGCUGCCGCCCCCGCGUCGGCACCGGCACCGGCACCGGCACCAACUUCAUCCGGCCGAGGCCCCCUCCUCCCCCUCGCCAUCAUGACCACGCGAGCUUCUUCGGGCCGGCGCGGGGGCUCGCGGCGAGAGCGAGCAAGAAGAAGAAGGACGCUGCUACUUCUAUAGACCUCGGUGGCAACGAUGUGAAGAAGGCCGACGACGCGGCGGCGAAGAUGGUGACGGCGACGAAGAAGGGCGCGGCGGUGCUGGACCCGCAAAUCCCCGACGACAUGAAGGAGUCCUGGCACGUCCUGCAACUGGGUAAUGAGAUCUACGACGCCACCUUGAACCAGACCAACGUCGAGGGCAACAACAACAAGUUCUUCAUCAUCCAGGCCUUAGAAUCUGAUGGUGGUGCAAGCUGGAUGGUCUACUGGAGAUAUGGGAGAGUAGGCCACCGAGGUCGGAGCGAGCUGCGCGGCCCCAUGCCACGGGACCAAGCGGUCGAUCUAUUUGAAUUCAAAUUUAAGGAUAAAACCGGCAAUGAUUGGUCCUGUCGCAAGGAACUCAGCUGCCGCCCAGACUACUACACCUGGCUUGAAAUGGACUAUGGUAAAGGUGACGACGAAACGGGUAAGACUCAGAAGAAAUACUCCGUUGCCGAUCAGAUAAGGGAGACGAAGCUUGAGACUCGAACUGCACGUUUCAUAUCCGUGAUCUGCGAUAUUAGCAUGAUGAAGCAGCAAAUGAUGGAAAUCGGUUAUAAUGCUGAAAAACUUCCUCUUGGAAAGAUAAGCAAAUCUACAAUACGUAAGGGUUAUUCUGUUUUGAAGCGGAUCUCUAGUGCUCUUCCAAAGGCUGACCCGAUACAGCUGGAAGAACUGACUGGGGAAUUCUACACCGUGAUUCCUCACGACUUUGGUUUCAAAAAGAUGCGUAAAUUUAUCAUUGAUACUCCUGAGAAACUGAAAGCUAAGCUGGAAAUGGUUGAAGCCCUUGGUGAGAUUGAGAUUGCAACCAGGCUUCUGGAAGACGAUCAAAGCGAUCGGGACGAUCCUUUGUAUGCUCGAUACAAGCAGCUUCAUUGUGACUUUACACCUCUGGAAGUUGAUUCCGAAGAAUACUCCAUGAUAAAAACAUAUUUAACAAACACACAUGCCAAGAGACAUUCGGGUUAUACGGUCGACAUAGAGCAGAUAUUUAAGGUGACAAGGCAGGGCGAAACAGAGCGAUUUCAGAAGUUCAUCAACGCAGGAAACAGGAUGCUUCUAUGGCAUGGCUCUCGGUUGACAAACUGGACCGGGAUAUUUUCUCGGGGUUUGCGAAUCGCUCCUCCUGAAGCGCCUAGCACCGGCUACAUGUUUGGGAAAGGGGUUUACUUUGCUGACAUGUUCUCCAAGAGUGCAAACUACUGCUAUCCUUCACAAGCAUCUAGAUCUGGAGUGCUGCUUCUAUGCGAGGUUGCGCUAGGCGAGAUGAACGAGCUACUAGAUGGUGAUAUAAAUGCUAAUAACCUGCCCGAGGGUAAACUAAGCAGUAGUAGUUGUUGUAAACAACACAAAGAGUAAAUACUUAUCAUUGCAAAACGGCACGAAGGGGGUUGGGAAGACGGCACCAGACAUGGCGGAAUCGAAGAUCACCGAUGACGGGUUGUUCCGCUCGGGAAACCUAAGAAGGCGUCCCGCGAUAACGGCGUCCUUUACUACAACGAGUGCAUAGUGUACAACUUGGACCAGAUCAGGAUGCGAUAUGUCCUCCACGUUUCCUUCAACUACAAACAGUAGUAGAUGGUCUCAUGCCGAGGGUGAACAAGUGCCAAGAUCCCGGUAUCUCCUUUGCGGAAUCCAAUGUUUGAUGGCACAUUAUUAGCAACAAAUGAAUGUGGAGGAAAGU
This is a messenger RNA of Triticum aestivum (bread wheat), 2050 nucleotides long. Its product is annotated as poly [ADP-ribose] polymerase 2-like. Gene Ontology annotation, molecular function: NAD+ poly-ADP-ribosyltransferase activity. Gene Ontology annotation, cellular component: nucleolus. The record is from RefSeq and is a predicted model, not a curated record. The transcript is spliced from 16 exons. Lineage: Eukaryota; Viridiplantae; Streptophyta; Magnoliopsida; Poales; Poaceae. Gene Ontology annotation, biological process: double-strand break repair; protein poly-ADP-ribosylation. The coding region runs from base 139 to 1725 and encodes 528 amino acids.